AGAGCCCGUGGCGGGCGGGUGACCCGCCCCCCGCGAGUAGUGACCCGGCGCCCCAGCCGCGCUGCACUCGGGCUCCUGCGCCACCGUUCGCUCACCUGCGCCCGCUGCCGCCCCUCGGUGCGCGCAGGGCCCGCCCGCGGCUUAGCGUCCAGCCCAGAGCCGAGACCCGCUGCCCGCCCGCCUGCGCACCCCGAGCGCCACCAUGAACUCGCUAUUCAAGAAGAGAAACAAAGGCAAAUACAGCCCCGCGGUGCAGACCCGGAGCAUCUCUAACAAGGAGCUGUCAGAGCUGAUCGAUCAGCUUCAGAAGAAUGCCGACCAGGUGGAGAAGAACAUCGUGGACACAGAGGCCAAGAUGCAGAGCGACCUGGUCCGGCUGCAGGAGGGCCGGCAGCCUGAGCACCAGGACACGGCCCUGCAGAAGGUGUCAGACUCAGAGAAGUUGCUGUACGUGCUGGAGGCGGACGCAGCCAUCGCCAAGCACAUGAAGCAUCCCCAGGGGGACAUGAUUGCCGAGGACAUCCGCCAGCUGAAGGAGCGUGUGACCAACCUCCGCGGGAAACACAAGCAGAUCUACAACCUGGCGGCUAAGGAGGUGGACCCGCAAGUCAACUGGGCAGCACUGGUGGAGGAAAAGCUGGACAAGCUGAACAGCCAAAGCUUCGGGACGGACCUGCCGCUGGUGGACCACCAGGUGGAGCAGCACAACAUCUUCCACAAUGAGGUCAAGGCCAUAGUCAAGGCCAUCGGGCCCCACCUGGCCAAGGAACAGAGCAGCGAACUCCAGGCCAAGUACCAGAAACUGCUGGCAGCGUCGCAGGCGCGGCAGCAGCACCUGAGCUCGCUGCAGGACUACAUGCAGCGCUGCACCAACGAGCUGUACUGGCUGGACCAGCAGGCCAAGGGCCGCAUGCAGUACGACUGGAGUGACCGGAACCUCAACUACCCCAGCCGCCGGCGCCAGUACGAGAAUUUCAUCAACCGGAACCUGGAGGCCAAAGAGGAGCGAAUCAACAAGCUGCACAGCGAGGGUGACCAGCUGCUAGCCGCUGAGCAUCCGGGGAGAAACUCCAUUGAGGCUCACAUGGAGGCCGUGCACGCAGAUUGGAAGGAGUACCUGAACCUGCUCAUAUGCGAGGAGAGCCACUUGAAGUACAUGGAAGACUACCACCAGUUCCACAAAGACGUGAAGGAUGCUCAGGAGCUGCUGCGCAAGGUGGAUUCGGACCUGAACCAGAAAUACAGCCCUGACUUCAAGGACCAAUACCAGAUCGAGCUGCUGCUGCAGGAGCUGGAUGACCAAGAGAAAGCUCUUGACAAGUAUGAGCACGUGGUGCGGGGCCUGCAGAAGCGAGGGCAACAGGUGGUGCCCCUCAAGUACCGCCGGGAGACGCCACUCAAGCCCAUCCCCGUGGAGGCACUCUGUGACUUUGAGGGUGACCAGGGCCUGAUCUCAAGGGGCUACAGCUACACCCUGCAGAAGAACAACGGGGAGAGCUGGGACCUCACUGACAGCGCAGGGAACAAGCUGACUGCCCCGGCCGUCUGCUUCAUGAUCCCCCCCACUGACCCUGAGGCCCUGGCUCUGGCCGACAGCCUGGGCAGCCAGUACCGCAGUGUGCGGCAGAAGGCAGCCGGGAGCAGAAGUGCACUCCAGCAGCGGCACGAGGUGCUGAAGGCCGAGAACCCUGGAGAUGCCUCUGACCUGCAAGGGCGGCAGCUGCUGGCCGGCUUGGAUAAGGUGGCCAGUGACCUAGACCGGCAGGAGAAGGCCGUCACGGGAAUCCUGCGGCCACCGCUGGAGCAGGGCCGGGCUGUGCAGGACAGUGCUGAGCGUGCCAAGGACCUCAAGAACAUCACCAAUGAGCUGCUGCGGAUUGAGCCUGAGAAGGCGCGUGGCAUGGCUGAGUGCGAGGCCUUCGUGCAGGCCCUCCCGGGCAGCGGCAGUGCACCCCUGCUGAGGACCCGGGUGGAGGACACCAAGCACAGAUACGAGCGCCUGGUGCAGCUGCUGGACUUGGCCCAGGAGAAGAUCGACGUUGCCAACCGUCUGGAGAAGAGCCUGCAGCAGGGCCGAGAGGUGCUGGCCACCUAUGAGAACCAGCUGACCCAGGAUGACACGGUGCCUGAGAGUGGCCGCGCCCUGGAUAGCAAGAGGCAGGAGUUGGCGGCCCUGGCCUCCGAGCUGCAGGCCCAGAAGAAGUCCCUCCUCGGGGAGGUGGAGCAGAACCUGCAGGCAGUCAAGCAGUGCUCCAACUCGCUGGCUAGCCGCUUCCAGGAGCACUGCCCGGACCUGGAACGCCAGGAGGCUGAGGUCCACAAGCUGGGCCAGCGUUUGGACAACCUCUGCCAGCAGGCUGAGCUCAGGGCCCAGAGCCUGCGGGGCGCCAGGGCUGCUUACGAUGACUACCGCAGCGGCUGCGACCGUGUGCUCCAGUUCCUGUCCAACAUUCCCAGUUACGAGCCCCAGGAGACGGACAGCCUCGGCCAGAUGGAAACUAAGCUGAAGAAUCAGAAGAACCUGCUAGAUGAAAUAGCAAGAAGGGAACAGGAAGUACAGCAAGUCUGUGCUCAUUCCCAGCAGUACCAGCAAGCUGUCAAGGACUAUGAAUUAGAAGCAGAGAAACUAAGGUCCCUUCUUGACUUGGAGAAUGGAAGGAGCAACCAUGUGAGCAAGAGAGCCAGGCUCCAGUCCCCUGCUGCUAAAGUGAGGGAAGAGGAAGCGGCUCUUGCUGCCAAGUUCACUGAAGUUAACGCCAUCAACAGACAGAGGUUGCAGAACCUGGAGUUUGCUCUGAAUCUCCUGAGACAGCAGCCAGAGGUAGGAGUGACCCAUGAAACCCUGCAAGGGAGCAAUUCCGGCUCCAGAACAGAGGAGACAUGGAAGAUUCAGAAGGAGCUGGACGAAGAGACCGAGCGGAGGCAGCAGCUAGAGAAUGAGGUCAAGAGCGCCCAGGAGGAAAUCCGGAUUCUGCAGAAUCAGAGGCCCCAGGAAGCAGUGGUGAGGAAGGAGGUGCUGAAGAAGGUGCCGGACCCCGCGCUGGAGGAGAGCUUCCAGCAGAUGCAGCGGACCCUGGCGGAGGAGCAGCACAAGAACCAGCUGCUGCAGGAGGAACUGGAGGCGUUGCAGCUGCGGCUGCGCGCCCUGGAGCAGGAGACCAGGAACGGGGGGCAGGAGUAUGUGGUUAAGGAGGUCCUGCGCAUCGAGCCAGACAGAGCCCAGGCCGACCAGGUCCUGAGGCUGAGGGAGGAGCUGGAGGAGCUGAGGCGGCAGAAGGGCACCCGGGAAGCGGAGGCGGUUCUCCUGCAGCAGCGCAUAGCAGCCCUGGCCGAGGAGAAGAACCGAGAGCGGGAGAAGGUCACAGAGAAGGAGGUGGUGAAACUGCAGAACGACCCCCAGCUGGAGGCAGAGUACCGGCAGCUGCAGGAGGACCAGCAGCGGGAGGGCAAGCGCAGGGAGAAGCAGGAGGAGGAGCUGAGCUUCCUGCAGGACAAGCUGAAGAGGCUGGAGAAAGAGCGGGCCAUGGCCGAGGGGAAGGUCACCGUCAAAGAGGUGCUCAAGGUAGAAAAGGACGUGGCAGCUGAGAGGGAGGCCAGCGACCUCAAACGCCAGUAUGAGGACGAGGCCGCCAAGACUCGUGCCCACCAGAGGGUGAAGAGCGAGCUGCUCCAGAAGAUUUGGGCCUUGGAAGAGGAAAACGCCAAGGUGGUGGUGCAGGAGAAGGUGCGGGAGAUCGUCCGCCCGGACCCCAAGGCAGAGAGCGAAGUGGCCAACCUCCGCCUGGAGCUCGUGGAGCAGGAACGCAAGUAUCGGGGUGCAGAGGAGCAGCUGAAGAGCUACCAGAGCGAGCUGGAGGCGCUCAGGAGGCGGGGUCCCCAGGUGGAAGUGAAAGAAGUGACGAAGGAAGUCAUUAAGUACAAGACUGACCCUGAGAUGGAGAAAGAGCUCCAGAGGCUCCGAGAGGAGAUCGUUGACAAGACCAGACUCAUUGAAAGGUGUGAUUUAGAGAUCUACCAGCUGAAGCAAGAGAUUCAGUCCUUGAAAGACACCAAACCCCAGGUACAGACCAAGGAGGUGGUCCAGGAGAUUCUCCAGUUCCAGGAAGACCCCCAAACCAAAGAGGAAGUGGAAUCUUUGAGGGCCAGACUGUCAGAGGAACAGAAGAAGCAAGUGGAUCUAGAAAGGGAGAGGGCUUCCCAGGAGGAGAAAAUCAAACAGAAGGAGAAGGAGCUUUCCCAGGUGAAGGAAAAGGUGGUCCAACAGGAGGUGGUCAGGUACGAGGAGGAGCCGGGCCUGCGGGCCGAGGUGGAUGCCUUCACCCAGAGCAUUGACGUGGAGCUCCGGCAGAUCGACCACCUCCGUGGGGAGCUGCGGCGGCUGCAGCGCCGGCGGGCUGAGCUGGAGCGCCAGCUCGAGGAGCUGGAGCGUGAGCGGCAGGCGCGCAGGGAGGCUGAGCUGGAGGUGCAGCGCCUGAAGCAGCGGCUGGCUGACCUGGAGAAGGAGGAGGGGGAAGCCCGAGAGAAGGUGACCCUCAAGCAGAAAGUGGUGCUACAGCAGGACCCCCAGCAGGCCCGCGAGCACUCCCUGCUCAAACUCCAGCUGGAGGAAGAAAGGCACCGGCGGCAGGUCCUCGAGAGCGAGCUCGAGACCCUGAAGAAGAAGCUCAUCAACCUGGAGAAGAUGGAGGUCAAGGAGAAGGUGGUCUUCUCCGAAAGCGUCCAGGUGGAGAAAGGUGACACCGAACAAGAGAUUCAGAAACUCAAGAGCAGCCUGGAGGAGGAGAGCCGGAGCAAGAGGGAGCUGGAUGCGGAGGUAAGCCGACUGGAAGCCAAGCUGUCGGAGCUGGAGUUCCACAACUCCAAGUCGUCCAAGGAGCUGGACUUCCUCAGGGAGGAAAACCACAGGCUGCAGCUGGAGCGGCAGAACCUGGAGCUUGAGACCCGAAGGCUCCAAUCGGAAAUUGAAAUGGCUGCGACGGAAACACGAGAUCUGAGAAACAUGACUGUGGUGGACUCUGGAACGAAACUCAACUCCAGACUGUGGUCCCUGGAGAGAGAAUUGGACGACCUCAAGAGGCUCUCCAAGGACAAAGAUCUCGAGAUUGAUGAGCUGCAGAAGCGCCUGGGCUCCGCGGCCGUCAAGAGGGAGCAGAGAGAGAACCAUCUUCGGCGCUCCAUCGUGGUCAUCGACCCCGACACGGGCCGGGAGCUGUCCCCAGAGGAAGCCCACCGGGCCGGCCUCAUCGACUGGAACAUGUUUGUGAAACUCAGGAGCCAGGAGUGCGACUGGGAGGAAAUAUCGGUCAAGGGUCCCAAUGGGGAGUCCUCUGUGAUCCAUGACAGGAAGUCUGGCAAGAAGUUCUCCAUUGAAGAGGCCCUGCAGAAUGGAAGGCUGACCCCUGCUCAGUACGACUGCUACGUCAACAAGGAUAUGUCCAUCCAGGAGCUGGCCGUCCUGGUGUCUGGACAGAAGUAGGCACAGCCCAGCCCUUAGUCUUCUUGGAAGCAGACACUGGCUUGUUCCUUCCCCAUCACCUCUCGGUGUCUUCUCUCUGGCCCUGUGCAGGCUCCUAAUCCGUGUGGAGCUGAGCAUGUCACCCACGCCCUAGCUGCCAGGCUACUCAGAGUACAGUUCACCUAUAGGUGGGACAUGCACUAGGUGCACCGUCUUUCAACCCAGAUGAGUGACCUGCUUUGUCCUCCAAUGAUUCAAAACCCAGCAGCCCUUCUCUCUUCCUUUUCUACACACUCCCAUCAACAGACUCCUCGUGCAACACCUGGAAGCAGUCCGAACACUAAAGCACAAGGCAACCGAGGCAAACAAGCCUGCCCCAUGCAGCACCAGCCUUCACACACCGGCUGGGGAAUCUCUAGGGCAGAAAGGCCUUCCACACACCUUUCCAUUCAUCAAAGGACUGGGCGCCUCGGAGCUGCUGACCUGCAUUCACAGCCCUCCAGGAGUCGCUGAAAGCCAACUUUCCGUCAGACUUCUGGAGAGACAGAUCAGUGAUCUGUGCCAGAAAAGGUGCAAAGAAACCAGCAGUGUCUGGCCCUCUGUCAGCCAGACUGUCCCAGGAAAAUGCACCAUCAGAGACUGUUUUCUGGUUCUGAAAUUAAAGUGUUUUCACAGUGGACUGUGUUGCUGUUAGCCUUGGCUUCAGUGCCUUACAAGUCUUGCUUAUUCUCUUAACUGGUAUUUAGGUAUAUGCUACACAGUUGAUUUUUCACCAAACGAAUUUUCAAAUUUCGCAUUCUCUGUAUCUCAUGUAUUACAUAAGAAAAUGGGAAGUAAUAGGGAGCUCCACUUACAGCACAAAAAUAAAACACCUGGUGGCUUGAUUCUAACUGCA
Molecule: messenger RNA, 6350 nt
Organism: Pteropus alecto (black flying fox)
Lineage: Eukaryota; Metazoa; Chordata; Mammalia; Chiroptera; Pteropodidae
Gene: PPL
Product: periplakin
Exons: 22
Coding region: 203-5476 (1757 amino acids)
Biological process (GO): intermediate filament cytoskeleton organization; wound healing
Cellular component (GO): cytoskeleton; intermediate filament; cytoplasm
Molecular function (GO): structural molecule activity; cadherin binding
Source: RefSeq, a predicted model, not a curated record